Molecule: messenger RNA, 975 nt
Organism: Adineta steineri
Lineage: Eukaryota; Metazoa; Rotifera; Eurotatoria; Adinetida; Adinetidae
Source: the annotation of a GenBank genome assembly
AUGACUCUCUAUAUAUUUUUAGGUCGAUAUGAUUUAUCGGCUAAAAAUAGUGCUGAUGAUAUAACACGUUUUUUUGUCGUUGGUGAUUGGGGUGGUUUACCAUUUUUACCCUAUGAAACACCAUCUGAAAAUGCUGUAGCAAAAGCUAUGGGUAAAUUAGGUACAGAAUUAAACACUAGUUUUCAAUUGGCAUUGGGAGAUAAUUUUUAUUUUGAUGGUGUUCGAUCAGCUAAUGAUCCACGAUUUGAACAUACAUUUGAACAUGUAUUUUCAGCAACUUCAUUACAAACUCCAUGGUAUGUUUUAGCUGGUAAUCAUGAUCAUUUAGGUAAUGUUUCAGCACAAAUUCAAUAUGGUAAAACAUCGAAACGAUGGAUAUUUCCGGAUUAUUUUUAUACAUUUUCACUUUGGCAAAGUGAUAAACAAAAGAAAAUAAUUGAUUUCAUUAUGAUUGAUACUGUUAUACUUUGUGGUGGUACAAAUUUAUCAGAUUGGGAACAUGCUCCAUUGGAGGGACCUGAAAAACCACAUGUAGCUGAAAUUUAUUGGCAAUGGAUUGAAGAACAACUUCAACAAUCGACUGCUCCAUAUUUAAUUGUCAGUGGUCAUUAUCCAAUAUAUUCAGUUGCUGAACAUGGUCCAACACAAUGUCUUCUUGAUCGUCUUCGACCAUUACUUCAUCAAUAUAAAGCAACAACUUAUCUUUGUGGACAUGAUCAUAAUCUUCAACAUUUAGUUGAUGAUAUGAACGAAACACAUUUAAAUUAUUUUGUUGUUGGUGCUGCCAACUUCAUAUCAAAUAAUCAUGAUCAUGCGAAAGAUGUACCACCUAACUCAUUGAAAUUUUUCUGGGCUGGUUCAAUUGUAUUUGGUGGUUUCGGUUUAAUCGAAGUUAAUAAUGUACAAAUGAACUUCUCGUUUAUUGAUCGUUCAGAAAAAACUUUAUAUCAAACAACUAUGAUACCACGUUUUUAA